Messenger RNA from Meloidogyne enterolobii, 1631 nucleotides. NCBI's taxonomy places the organism in Eukaryota, Metazoa, Nematoda, Chromadorea, Rhabditida, Meloidogynidae. The record is from the annotation of a GenBank genome assembly.
CGGGUGAAAACAAAUGAAAAGACCAUCCUUAUUUUAAACCGGCAAUGAUUUCCUCGGUCCGCUGCCUGCUAUUCCACUGUGUUCUCCGACGGGUCACGGGCGAACCCUAUUUUAGAAUAUUUAAACGCUUGUUCUUUUGUAUAAAACACAUUUUAAAGGUUCUAAACAAAGCUAGAGAAAAUAUUCCAACGGAAAGAAUGAUUUGGAUUGCAGCUGCAAGACUAGAAGAAACUCGUGGACAAGCUAAAAGAGUCCCAAUUUUAAUUGAACGUGCUCUAAUUUCUCUUCGUUCUGCACAAGUUGAAAUAAACAGAAAACAAUGGUUAGAAGAUGCUGUUGAAUGUGAGGCUGCUAAUUGUCCGUUGACUAGUAGAGCUAUUAUACAAAACGUCAUAGCAAUUGGUGUUGAAGACGAAGAUAGAAAACAUACAUGGAUGGAAGAUGCAGAAUGGUUUAUAACACAACAUGCAAUACAAUCAGCUAGAGCAGUAUAUUCCUACAUUUUAAAUAUAUUUUCAAAGAAGAAAAGUAUUUGGACUCGAGCAGCAUUUUUUGAAAGAGAAUUUGGUUCUGUUGAAAAUUAUGAAGAAAUUUUGAAGAAAGCAACAGAAAAUUGUCCGGAUGCUGAAAAUUUGUGGUUAAUGCAAGCAAAAUCGAGGUGGCAGGGAGGAGAUGUUGAAGGUGCUCGUCAGAUUUUAGCCCAAGCUUUUAGACAUAAUCCCAAUUCUGAAGAAAUUUGGAUGGCUGCUGUUAAACUUGAAUCGGAAAAUGAGGAAUUUGAUCGUGCAAGAAAAUUACUUGAGCGUGCUCGAAAUUCUGCACCUUCCCCACGUUUUUGGAUGAAAUCUGCACGUUUAGAAUGGUGUUUAAAUGAUUUGGUUAGAGCAAAAGAAUUGUUAAAUGAAGGAAUUAAAUUAUAUCCAAAUUUUGAAAAAUUUUAUAUGAUUUUUGGACAAAUAUAUACACAAGAAGGCAAUUUUGAUGAAGCAAGAAAAUUUUAUAUUGAAGGAACCAAAAGAAAUGUUCAUUGUAUUCCUUUAUGGUUAUUGUUGGUUAGACUAGAAGAAUUUAGAGGAAGACAUAUAAAAGCUAGAAGUGAAUUAGAUAUUGCAAAAACUAAGAAUCCAAAAUGUGAUGAAUUGUGGUUGGAAGGUGUUAGAAUUGAAAUGAGAGCUGGACAGAGAGAAUUGGCACAAUCAAUGUUGGCUAGAGCUUUGCAAGAAUGUGAACAUUCUGGAAGACUUUGGGCAGAAGCUAUAUUCAUUGAAUUACGCCAUGCUAGAAAAACAAAAAUUGUGGAUGCAUUAAAGAAAUGUGAACAUGAUCCUCAUGUACUUUUGGCUGGUUCUAAGCUUAUUUGGGCUGAAAGAAAAUAUAAAAAAGCGAGGGAAUGGUUUAUGCGAACAGUUAAAGUUGAGCCUGAUUUUGGAGAUGCUUGGGCUUAUUUUUAUAAAUUUGAACAAAUUCAUGGAACUCAGGAACAAAAAGAUGAAGUAAAGAAGCGUUGUUUACAAGCCGAACCAAGACAUGGAGAACUUUGGCAAGCAGCAUCAAAAGACGUUAAAAAUUGGCGUAAAAGAACGGGGGAACUUUUGGAAAUAAUUGCAGUUAAAUUGGAAAUACCUACAUAA